AUGAAGAAGAUGGAGGCGGAGAAGGGCAGCAGGACUCCGACAGCCGACUGUGCGGUUCGAGAAGUAGAUGUCGAAGCGAGACGGGUAGAGUUCGAGCCCAAGGCAGCUGCAGCAUCGUUAGGGGCCCGAGGGGAGGUGCUGGGUACCACCGGGCCUGGUCGCCUGGGUCUCCGGGAGCCCAGGACGUUGUCGCUGUGUAAAGGGGGCGUGUCGGUGAAGAAGGAGAAGGAUGCACCAGUCCAGACAGCCCUGGGCCAGCGGGGGUGUCUGACCCGCCAUGCGGCCAAGGAGAACAGCACCCCGGCAGUCUGCGAGGGCAGCCAGAGCCAGCCUUGCACUUACAGGACUCGCAGGUCCACCAGGACCCUGGUAAAGGUCCAGGAGGCUGUAGCCGGGUCAGCUGGGGUUAAACUGGAGCCUGGGGGGCUGGAGGGCCACAGCACCGUCCCUGGAGGGGUGGAGAUUAAAACUGAGCCUGCUGACCUGGAGGAGUACCUGGGCCAKGGGCUGGGCUCGGAGCUGGGUGGAGGUCUGGAUGCCGGCUACACAAGCAGAGGGGUCUGUACCAGACGCAGCCAGCUCACCCAGCUCCGGCCCGAACGGACGAUAAAGCGCGAGGACUCGUCAUACGGCGAGCUGUUCACGCCGGUAGCGGUGGCCCCGGUGGCGGRCUCCCAACAACCCCGUCACCACCACAGUACUGCCGACACGGCGGACUGCGACAGGAUGCUGCUGGGCCUCUCUGUCCCAGAGCGCCACUGGGACCACAAUGGGAGCGAGCCCCUCCGGAGGGAGCGGGGGAAGGACAGGAACAGGGACAAGGGGAGGGAGAAACGCAGUAGGCAUAAAGGGAAGGGAGGUUACCGGAGCCACAGGGGGGACAGGGCGCAGAGCAAAGGGAAGAAGAAACAGCGGAUCACGCGCUACGAUGCCCAGCUGAUCCUGGAGAACAGCGGAGGGAUCCCCAAACUGACUCUCCGCCGGCGCAGAGACAGCAGCAGCAGCAAGACCAACGAGCCCAGCGAGCCAAUCAGCACGCAGCAACAGGCUAGCAGCACCACGACUACACCGCAGCCUACCGCCCAACCCCCGGUCAACUCCUCUUCGUCAUCAUCCUCCUCAUCAACGUCCAAGAUCAGCAUCAUGUUCAGGAAGGACCCGUCUCAGGACAGGGAGAACGGCAYUUCCUGCAGCUCCUACCACGUGUCCAAGCUGAACGGGUUUGGGCCUCCCGGACUCCACAGCACCAGCAGCUCCACCAAGCUGAAGAUCCAGCUGAAGAGGGAGGACGACGGCCGGACCCAGACGCACACCGACAACAGAGGGGACACGGAGGGGUGCGGUCUGGUGGUGGGGCCUUCGGCCUGGAAGCCAGGAACGGUGGGAGACACAGGGGGCACAGGGUGCACAACGUUGUGGUAGACGAGUCUUCGUCUGAGGAGGAGGAGGAAGAGGAGGAGGAGGAUGACGACGAUGACUACUUUGACGAUGAGUUUGAGGACGAUUUCAUUCCACUCCCGCCGGCGAAACGGUUGCGUCUCAUCGUGGGGAAAGACUCAAUAGACAUCGAUAUCUCGUCCCGGAGGAGAGAGGACCAGUCUCUGAGGCUAAACGCCUGAUAAGCUCUCUGAAUGGAGGUCGUAACUGCGUCCCAAAUGUCAAACUGUUCCCUAUGCAGUGCACUACUUUGUAUGUGGUAAAAAAAAGUAGUGCACUAGGUAGGGAAUGGUGCCAUUUGGGACGCAGUCAUCACUCCACCUUUACAUGUACAGAAAACAUUUGACUCACUAAUCAACUGUCCUGUUGAUGACGUUUAAAGAAGUACAGUCGUUUCAAAAAAACAAAAAA
This is a messenger RNA of Salvelinus sp. IW2-2015, 1848 nucleotides long. The record is from RefSeq and is a predicted model, not a curated record. Lineage: Eukaryota; Metazoa; Chordata; Actinopteri; Salmoniformes; Salmonidae.